AUGUCGAAUUUGAGUCCAUGGGGCUUAGCAAAGGAGACAGUGCCGGAAUGGAUGGAAGUGGACAAAGUCGAGGAUAACAUGGAUACCCUCGACCAAGCUGUGCUAGUGGGAGGCGCAGUUGUUGAGAAUGACUGUGUUGACGUUGUGGUGGCUUCAGAUGGCACUGGCUAUGCUGCUAAUUGGCGAGCAUGCCCCAAGGUCCGACCUAUGCUACGACAGCUCCUAUCAGUGGGAGGACCGGCCGCUCCAGGCUCGACGCGCAAGCUGACUGUGGCUCAUGCACCGUCUCUAUUCUUAGGGCUCUCCACGAACCCAUACAGCUACCCUUACGGCGACGGCAAGAACUAUGACUGUGCCAACUUUGGUGUCUUCCAGCAGAACUGGGGUAUACUUCGUGUUCGCGCGUCUGUUUACGGCUUGUAG
Molecule: messenger RNA, 423 nt
Organism: Aspergillus novofumigatus IBT 16806
Lineage: Eukaryota; Fungi; Ascomycota; Eurotiomycetes; Eurotiales; Aspergillaceae
Exons: 5
Coding region: 1-423 (140 amino acids)
Source: RefSeq, a predicted model, not a curated record